Melanotaenia boesemani (Boeseman's rainbowfish) is the source of this 5841-nucleotide messenger RNA. It is a transcript of the gene nup188, whose product is annotated as nucleoporin 188. Bases 38 to 5311 code for a protein of 1757 amino acids. Gene Ontology annotation, molecular function: structural constituent of nuclear pore. The transcript has 43 exons. Gene Ontology annotation, biological process: protein import into nucleus; RNA export from nucleus. Gene Ontology annotation, cellular component: nuclear pore inner ring. NCBI's taxonomy places the organism in Eukaryota, Metazoa, Chordata, Actinopteri, Atheriniformes, Melanotaeniidae. The record is from RefSeq and is a predicted model, not a curated record.
CGAAGAAGAACGAGCCGGCUGCACGCCAGCCAAUUACAUGUUAGGAGCGAAGAUGGCGGAAUCGGAGCUGAGCAUCAGGAGCUGUCGAGAAUUAUGGACCAUACUGCUGGGAAGGUCUGCAUUGAGAGAGCCGGCUCAAAUAGAAGCAGAGCUCGACAGACAUUGGGACAGACUGCAUCAAGGGCUCAGUUACUACAAGCCACCCAGCUCAUCCUCUGCGGGGAAAGUGAAGGAUAACAAAGAUGUUGCACAGCCACUGAAAGACUUUGGCCUGAGGAUCAGUAAACUACUGAGUCUAGAUGAGCAGCAAAGUGUGCAGCUGUUACAGUGCUAUCUACAGGAGGACUACCGAGGGACCCGUGAUUCAUUAAAGGUUGUUCUCAAGGAUGAGCGGCAAAGCCAGGCACUUUUGCUAAAGAUAGCUGACUAUUACUAUGAGGAGCGCAUGUGUCUGCUUAGAUGCGUUCUCCUCCUGCUGACUUACUUUCAGGAUGAGCGGCAUCCCUAUAGGACUGAAUACAGCAACUGUGUAACAAAGCUGGAGAAAGAUUUGGUGAGCAACUACCAGUCACAGUUUGAGAAUCUCUUCAAGGCUGAGGCACCGACAUGGGAAACUCACGGAAACCUAAUGACGGAGAGACGGGUCUCGCGGUGGUUCCUGCAGUGUCUGCGAGAACAGUCUCUGCUGCUAGAGAUCAUCUUUCUGUAUUAUGCUUACUUUGAGAUGAGCCCAUCUGACCACCUGAGCUUUACCAAAAUGUUCAAAGAACAAGGGUUUGGCCUUCGACAGACCAACAGGCACCUCGUGGACAAAAGCAUGGAUGCACUGGUUGAUCGGAUCGGAUACCUUAGUUGUCUCAUCCUGGUUGAAGGAAUGGACAUCGACUUUCUGCACAAGUGUGCUCUGGAGGAUUGUGCAGAACAACACCAGUUCUCUGGUGCACCCAAUGUGAUUAAGGAGAUGGAUCAGCUGCUGCUGACAUUUGGUGAGAUUCCUCAUCACGGGCCUGUGUUGUUGGCUUGGGUCCUGCUGAGACACACAGUGAGACCAGAUGAGUCCAGCCAUGUGAUCAGGAGGAUAGGCAACACCGCCCUGCAGCUGGGGGUGUUCAAGUACCUUUCAGCCAUGCUGAAAGGCCUCGGAGCCUCAGGAAAUAAUUGUACAGCAAGUACAGCAAAAAUGUGUAUCUAUGGCCUCCUCUCAUUCGUGGUCACUUCAUUUGAAGAAGAAAGCCUACAGACUGAUGGUGUGGCAACACAGUCUUCCCACCUGAUCGAUGCUGCCUGCGAGGUCCUCUCUGCUCCCAGUCUGGCUGAAGUCUUUUGGGAAAUGAAGCCAAACAUGGGACUGGGGAUGGUCCUGGACAGUGCAGUUGGGAUGUUCCCUCAUAAGAUUGGACCUUUGCUGCAGCUCCUUACUGCACUCGUGUCAAACAAGUCAACAGUAAAAAAGGUUUACAACUUCUUGGAUAAGAUGUCCUUUUAUACACAAGUUUACAAACAUAAGCCCAAUGAUAUCAUCACCAAUGAUGACGAGACGUUGUGGAGGAGACAAACUCCGAAACUCCUUUACCCCCUUGGUUCGGGGCAGACUAACCUGUGGUUGCCUCAGGGAGUGCUGGGCCAGGUGAUGAUUGCAGGGGAGCAGGGCUACAUGGUGCGAUGGGAUUACUCCUACAGCUCCUGGACUCUGUUCACCUGUGAAGUGGAAAUUCUGCUCCAUGUUGUUUCAACUGCAGAUGUUAUAGCCCACUGUGCAAGAGUGAAGCCCAUCCUGGAUCUGGUCCAUAAGAUCAUAAGUACAGACUGGACUGUGUCAGAUUGUCUGUUGCCUCUCACCUCACGUAUUUACAUGCUGCUGCAAAGGCUAACAUCAGUCAUCAACCCCCCUGUGGAUGUGAUUGCAUCCUGUGUGAACUGUCUGUCUGUACUGGCUGCAAGGAUGCCUGGAAAGGUGUGGUCCAGUUUGCACCACACUGGUUUCCUCCCAUUUUCCUCCAGCCCAUUGACUAACAUGGCUCAAUGUGUCAGUGCUGAGGGGAUGAAAGCAGGAAACUAUGGCAACCUGCUGGUCCAGAUUGAGCAGCCUAGAGGGGAGUAUGCUGUGACAAUAGCCUUCCUUCGUCUUAUUACAACCCUGGUUAAGGGCCAGCUUGGAAGCACUCAGAAUAAAGGUCUGAUCCCCUGCGUGCUGCUGGUGUUAAAGGAGAUGCUGCCAACAUAUCACAAGUGGCGUUAUAAUACCUACGGAGCCAGAGAGAGAAUAGGUUGCCUCAUUUUGGAGCUGAUCCAUGCUAUCCUCAACCUGAGUCCAGAGGGGGAGGACCAGGGCAGCACUCCCACCCUGCAGUCUCUUUGCAUUUACUGUCUGGCAAACACAGAGGCUGGACAAGCAGUCGUCAACAUCAUGGGAGUAGGAGUGGACACCAUAGAUGUGGUCCUGGCAGCACAGCCCAGCAGCUGUGGCUCUGAGGGACCGGGUCAGAUCCUGAUCCAGACUGUUAAAUUGGCCUUUUCUGUCACCAAUAACGCCAUCCGUCUGAAGCCACCGUCUGAUGCGGUGUCCCCACUGGAGCAGGCGCUGACGCAGCAUGGUGGGCAUGGCAAUAAUCUGGUCGUUGUCCUUGCAAAAUAUAUUUACCACAAACAUGAUCCAGCGCUGCCUCGCCUCGCAGUCCAGCUGCUCAAACGGCUCGCCACCGUGGCCCCCAUGUCGGUCUACGCUUGCCUUGGCAGCGACGCAGCCGCCAUCAGAGACGCGUUCCUUACUCGGCUGCAGAGCAAGACAGAAGACAUGAGGAUCAAGGUUAUGAUCCUAGAGUUCCUCACUGUUGCCGUGGAAACCCAGCCUGGCCUGAUUGAGCUCUUUCUCAAUCUGGAGGUGAAAGAUGGAAGUGAAGGAUCAAAGGAGUUCUUGCUGGGUGAGUGGAGCUGUCUUCACGUGGUCCUGGACCUGAUCGACUCCAAACAGCAGGGGAAAUAUUGGUGUCCCCCUCUGCUGCACCGAGCAGCCCUGGCUUUCCUCCUCGCGCUCUGGCAGGAUCGUAGAGAUAGUGCCAUCUCCGUCUUGAGAACCAAAAAAAGAUUUUGGGAAAAUUUGACAACACCUCUUUUCGGAACUCUCACUCCACCUUCAGACACCACAGAGCCUUGUGUUUUGGAGACAUGCGCAUUUGCUAUGAAAAUCAUCGGCCUGGAGAUCUACUACGUUGUCAGUGGUUCCUUGGAGCAGUCUCUAAAGGAUGGACUUCAAAAGUUCUCAAAUGCACGGCGCUAUGAAUACUGGUCCCAGUACGUCAAGUCACUGGUGUGCCAUGUGGCAGAUAUGGAGGAGGAAGGGAUCUGUUACUUCACAGAGACCCAAAUGUUGAUCUCUGCUUGGCGGAUGCUGCUGAUUCUUUCCACCAGCCACGCUGAUGUGAUGCAGUUAACAGAAGACUCGACAAAGCUGAAACUUUUCAUGGAUGUCCUUGACGGGACUAAAGUUGCUCUGACCACUCCCAUGUCUGAGCCAUGUCUUCGUCUUGGAUCCAUGAUGGCCACGCUAUUGCUCAUCCUCCUCAAACAGUGGAAAAGUGUGGUAGCAGCAGCUCCUGACAUACUGUCCCCCCUCUCCCUCAUUCUGGAGAACGUCCUACAAGCUGACCAGCAGAUGAUGGAAAGAACCAAAGCCAAACUCUUCUCUGCACUUAUUUCUGUGCUGCAAAUUCAGGGACUAAAUGGUGGAGAUAUUUCCCAGCUGCCACAGCUGUUACUGUCUGUGUGCGAGACAGUUAAAGAUGAGGCGCUGGCUCUCAUCGACUGCACUCGUCAUAUGAGUCAGAUGGGUGACGCGGUGGAAGACGAGGACAGCAUGGAGACAGAGUCUCCUCGGGGCCCACAGAAGGACCAGAGAGAUGGGGUGUGUGUGCUAGCACUUCACUUAGCAAAGGAGCUAUGUCGCACGGAUGAGGAUGGUGAGCACUGGGUGUCAGUGAUGAGGAAGGUCCCAGUCCUGCCCUCAGUGCUGAGUGCAGUGGAGCUCAGCCUGCGCUCCAAACACAACCUCUACUUCACCGAGGCUGCGCUUCACCUGCUGCUCACACUAGCCCGCACUCCUCAGGGGGCAGCAGCUGUUGCUGGAGCAGGAGUUAUCCAGACUAUCUGCCUCCCUCUUCUGGGUGUAUAUGAGGUUUCGUCAAAUGGUGCAUCACAGAGUUUCACCAGGAAGUCCCAGGACUCAGCCUGCUGGCCGGGUGUUUACCGCCUCUGCAUGUCUUUAAUGGAGAGUCUUCUUAAGACUCUGCGCUACAACUUCAUUAACGAAGCCCUGGACUUUGUUGGAGUACAUCAAGAACGCAUACUACAGUGUCUGAAUGCAGUGCGUACAGUGCAGAGCCUGGCUUGUCUGGAUGAGGCUGAUCACACAGUCGGUUUCCUGCUGCAGCUCUCCAGCUUUUGUAAGGAAUGGCAGUUUCAUCUGCCCAAACUGCUCAGAGAUGUGCAGGUAAACUUAUGUUACCUGUGCCAGACUUGCACAUACCUGCUCCACAGCAAAAAGAUGCUGCAUCACUACCUCCAGGCAAAGAACGGUGAAGCGUUGCCCCCUGGACCCCUUCCAAGGACACAGCAACCCCCUCAGACCCUGACUAAAGAGGCGGCAUCAGCAGGUGGAGGAGGAGGAGUUGGAGACAGAGAGGAGGCGGAGCAGAAAGCCCUGCUCGCCGUGCAGUGCAGCCUUCUAAAGAUCCUCAGUAAAACCUUGGCAACUCUUCGCCACUUCACUCCAGACUGCUGCCAGAUACUCCUGGACCAGUGUAUGGACCUGGCCGAGUACAGAACCUUGUUUGUGCUCAGCUUCACAACUCCAGCAUUUGACCCCGAUGUGGCCCCUUCAUUUGGGACUCUGCUGGCCACCAUCAAUGUGGCACUGAGCAUGAUGAGCGAGCUGGAGAAGAAGAAGGAGCCCGUUUCACUGAGCAUAGCUUCGCUUGCUUCAUCAGAGGAGAUCCAGGCAUUGAAGUCACUGCUGAUGUUCACCAUGGAGAACUGCUUCUACGUCCUGAUCUCUCAGGCUGUUCGGUGUCUCAAAGAUCCCUCCAUCCUCCCCAGAGACAAACAGAGGCUCAAGCAAGAGCUCAGCUCUGAACUGAGCACGCUUCUCUCUAGCCUUUCCCGUCACUUCCGGAGAGGGUCUCCAUCGUCUCCAGCCAGCGGCCUCCUCCCCUCUACUCAGUCCAAACCGCCCACCCCUGGCUCGAAGGUGAGCCAUGAAGGCCAGGAGCCUGUCAUUCAGCUUGUUCAGGCCUUUGUCAGACUAGUGCAGAGAUAGAUUUCCCUCCCCAACAAAGCUAACAUUUUCUAUUAAUAGUUCAGUAAGGAAAAAAAAAAUCUUUUUUUUUUUUUUUUUUAAAGGAAACCGUUAUGACUCAACUUUGUUCAUUUUGUUACUAUGAGGCUCCACAGUUGAAAAGGUACCAGAAUUUAACGUUUGAAUAAUAAUUUUGCCAAAACAUUUCAACUGAGAAAAGGCACAACAGUUGUUUCAUGUUAAAGAGCUCUGUCUGUAGAAAUCUUGGUGCUACUACACAUCAGUCACUGACUGUGGUCCAUCUUUCACAGGCCUAGUUUUAUAGGUCACUAUGACAACACAAUGACCAGACAUUCAAGUGCUACUUAAAUAUAAUCUCUGUAUGACUAAAUGUAGUAAAGCUCAUCCUAUGAAGCUGUUACUUUUAUAUUUCUCUUCUUUAAUCUUGACCUGAGCUAUUUUUGCAUUUAUUACAUGUAAAUGUUCUCAAGUGGCUGCCAAGAUUUGUACUUUAAAAGAAAAUAGAUAUGCUAAUAAAAGGGACUUUUGUA